Ooceraea biroi (clonal raider ant) is the source of this 2176-nucleotide messenger RNA. RefSeq names its product THO complex subunit 5 (gene thoc5). NCBI's taxonomy places the organism in Eukaryota, Metazoa, Arthropoda, Insecta, Hymenoptera, Formicidae. Gene Ontology annotation, molecular function: mRNA binding. The record is from RefSeq and is a predicted model, not a curated record. Gene Ontology annotation, cellular component: THO complex part of transcription export complex. Gene Ontology annotation, biological process: mRNA export from nucleus.
UCAGGUUUCUCUCUGAUAUGGCCCUAGGGAUUGUAUUAUAUAUAUAACCUGUUGUGCAGAUCUAAUUUAUUGCAACGGUUUUUCGUUAAUAUAAUUAAAAACACUCCAAUAUAUAUUUGGAGAAAAUACAUUUAGGUACGAUCGACGAAAUGGGUAAAGAAAACGAACCGGACGGCACGAAGAAGAGGAGGAAAUCGGUGAAUACAAGCAGUGGAACGUCAGUGAAAGACGGAGACAUGUACAAGACAAUAAUUAGCAACGAAGAGAAGGAAGCUAUCGAGAGGCUUCCUGAUGAUGAUUCCGAAUGUUUCUUGACUACGUGCAACAAUAUUCGAGCAGCGAUGGCCAAGAUAGCCAAGUUAAAAGCUAGCGGAGAUUCAAAUGUGAAGGAUGAGAUCCACGAGCUUCAAGUCCAGACAUCUUUGGCUUUCAUAGAAUUGAAGAAGCUAAACCGCAUGGAAAAGUUCCGCACGAAAUUCGCGCGUGACUCUCUCGUAGCUGCGAAGAGCAGCGUAGACAGUAGACACUUGCAUUUGCAGAACCUGUUGUAUGAGGUGAUGCACUUGAAGAAAGAAGUUGUCAAAUGUCUUCAAUUCAAGUCUAAAGAUGAAUUGAUAGAGCUCGUUCCGGAGGAAGAAUUCUACAAGGAGGCUCCUGAGAGCAUUUCGCGGCCUGAGACAACAAAAAAUAAUCAGCACCAACUAAGAUUGGCUCGUCUGGAGUGGGAAUUGACCCAGAGAAAGCAACUGGCCGUGUUGUGCGAUGAAUUGACGGAGAGUAAGAAGGCAGUAGCGUCGAGUAUCGAGACGAAGCAGACGCGUUUGGAUAAUCUCGCGCCACAAUUACGUUCUAUAUUGGCGGCAAGCAAACCGUUACAAGAAAGCCUUGGAUUGCCGUUAGACAAAAUUCGACAGGAGCAUCAGAAAGCAUCGUUGCUCGCAUCGCCGCUCUACGUUCUGUACGCAAAGGCAUCCGCCUACAGAGAUGCUUAUGAUAGUACACUACUAGUCAUAGUGGAAGGCGACGAGGACGAAGCAAAACGUGCAAACAGUCAGGACAGUCUACAAGAAUCCGACUCGGAUGCUGACGCUCAGUCGGAGAACGUCGUAGAGGAGGCACCGGUGCACAAGAAGAGGCAUCACAGAUUGUCCCGGGAGGCCAGGCAGGAGGAGAAGCGAUCUAAAUUGCUGCAGCGACAUCCACUGCAUGUAAAAAUCGUUAUUACAUUAAAAAACGAGACGAGAUUAACUCUCCACUUUUAUUAUAUGAUCUACCUAAAAGUCGUGACAGUGGAGUCGAAGCUAGAAACGGAAGAUCUGGGUGGCAUUAGUGCUGGGGACAUGCUGGUAUCCGAAUCGGUCCUCCGUGAAUUGUACCCAGGAGACUUGGGUUUGCAGAGUCCGAAUCCCGCGAAUCAGUAUCAGCUGUCACGACAUAAUUUGGGUACAUUCUCGUCUCUGGGGCUAGGCAUUCCCUACAGAUGGGCGCAAAGAAUGGCGGGUCUACGUUUCGUCUCACCCGAUGCGGGCGAACAGAAGGUCACGAGUCAGGAAUUGGCACAAGACUGCGUGGAGAGUGUGCUGAAAGAGAUCAAGCGGCGCAUAAAAGCGCGGCUGGAUCUUUGCACGGAGAUACGGCACUUGGAAUCGGGUAACCUGCCGAUCUUCAUCAGCACGACGGAUCCAGUGCCGCAGAAGAUCUCCACGUCGCUGCACCGAUUCACAACCAUGACGUGGAAGAGCUACUCGAACUUCAUCAGCUCGUCGACGUUCUGCCAACGGGGAUUGGUUUCGUCUGUGGACAUCUUUUACGAAGCCGUGCUUCGCCGUGGCAGCAGUGAGCUCGUAGCGAGGAUCGCCAUAAAGCCGGAUUACCCGAAGAUAGCACCGGUGUUUAACGUAAGCAUCAGCCCGAUGGUGCCGGCGUCCGCCGAUAUCGUCAGGGAUAUCGAGAGAGAGGUCAAUGUGAUGUGGACGAAAUCCCCGACGUUGACGGCGCAAAUACAACGGUUGCGAGCGUGUUUCGACAUCUACCUGGAGACUGAGAGCAUGGCGCCGAAGGAGAAGAUAUUUUUCCAUCCCGUAAGAGGCCGGACUCGCGCUCGACCAUACAAGUUCUUGUCAUUGGGGGGAGGCAUAUUCACUCAUCGUUAAAUAAAAAUCGUAUUAUUUUUUAA